CGAGGCCCCGCCCGGCGGGGAGGAGGCCCGGCCGCGACCCGGGCCGCGCGCUGAGGAGCCGCCCGGCCGUCCGCGCGCUCCCUCCCGCAGGGACCCCAGCUAGCGGCCCCUUGACCGUCGGCCCCGGGCUUGCCGGCUGCGGGAGCGGCUUCACGAUGGACGAGGACGGCGGUGGCGAGGGCGGCGGCGUUCCUGAAGACCUUUCAUUAGAAGAAAGGGAAGAGCUUUUGGACAUUCGUCGAAGAAAAAAGGAACUUAUUGAUGACAUUGAGAGGCUGAAGUACGAAAUCGCCGAGGUGAUGACCGAGAUCGACAGCCUGACGUCUGUGGAGGAGAGCAAAACCACUCAAAGGAACAAGCAAAUCGCUAUGGGGAGAAAGAAGUUCAACAUGGAUCCCAAAAAGGGCAUUCAGUUUCUGGUGGAGAAUGACCUGCUGCAGAGUUCCCCGGAGGACGUGGCCCAGUUCCUGUACAAAGGAGAAGGCCUGAAUAAGACGGUCAUCGGGGACUACCUGGGGGAAAGGGACGAGUUUAACAUCAAGGUUCUUCAGGCUUUUGUCGAACUGCACGAGUUUGCCGACCUCAACCUCGUACAAGCAUUAAGACAGUUCUUGUGGAGCUUCCGACUGCCCGGGGAGGCGCAGAAAAUCGACCGUAUGAUGGAGGCCUUCGCCUCGCGCUACUGCCUGUGCAACCCCGGCGUCUUCCAGUCCACAGACACGUGCUACGUGCUGUCGUUUGCCAUCAUCAUGCUCAACACCAGCCUGCACAACCACAAUGUCGCGACAAGCCCACGGCCGAGCGCUUCAAUCACCAUGAACCGUGGCAUCAACGAGGGCGGCGACCUGCCCGAGGAGGCUGCUGCGG
Molecule: messenger RNA, 867 nt
Organism: Oryctolagus cuniculus (rabbit)
Lineage: Eukaryota; Metazoa; Chordata; Mammalia; Lagomorpha; Leporidae
Source: RefSeq, a predicted model, not a curated record